Molecule: messenger RNA, 2310 nt
Organism: Lichtheimia ornata
Lineage: Eukaryota; Fungi; Mucoromycota; Mucoromycetes; Mucorales; Lichtheimiaceae
Exons: 7
Coding region: 1-2310 (769 amino acids)
Biological process (GO): regulation of MAPK cascade; intracellular signal transduction; protein phosphorylation
Cellular component (GO): cytoplasm
Molecular function (GO): ATP binding; protein serine/threonine kinase activity
Source: RefSeq, a predicted model, not a curated record
AUGUCGUCGCCACCCACAUCUGCUGGCAUCGUCUCUGCCAACAUUAAGCUGUUCAAUAGUAAAUCAGAGACUGAGACACCGACAUCCUACCGUCAACGACCAGCAAUAACACGUUCUUCAUCACAAUUGGGGAAAUCCCAAGGACCACCGCUUCCACCCAAACCAACAAAGCCUGUUUUCCAAGAACAAAAGCAGAAAUCAGCACCUCCUUCUUCUAUCCAACGCAAUUUAUCACCUCCCAUUCCUCCACCACGACCAAGUCCUGCUGCAUUACGUUCUCUCAGUAAAGUAUCGGCUGUUGAAUCGGCAACGUCUCAAGCGGAAACACCACCUGUUGUACAUACACCAGCCAGCCUCCAUGUUGAAGAACAGUCUAGACUUCCUAACGGCAGCAUAAUCACACACGUUGGCUCGAGCACCUCGGCAGCACUUAGAGGAGUUCUCGAUAAGGUGGUGGGCAGUGUUAGUGAUCUUUGGUCUAGUCAGGGAUCGUCAUCAUCAUCAGGCUCUGAAACACCCAACAACAAUGCCAAAACGAAGAUAUCAUCGCCCUACAACCUUAUCCAUGUCACCCACGUUGGCUUCGACUCUCAAACGGGGGAAUUCACGGGAUUGCCAAGAGAAUGGUUGAUCUUAUUACAACAAAGUGGUAUCAGUAAACGAGAACAACAAGAGAAUCCACAGGCUGUAUUGGAUGUUAUUGGAUUUUACAAAGAGACACGUGAACAAUCGCAAGAUGUAGUUUGGGAGAAAUUUGGGAAUGCACAUCCACGACACUUUUCGAGUGAAGUAAUGCGUCGAUUGACUCCUCCUCCACUUCCACAACGAGCACGACCAAGGAUGAUUGUUGUUCCUUCGACAGCUGACAAUGAUGAUCAACAACCACAACCUCCUCCUCCUCCUCCUCAGUCUCAAUCUUCCAAACCCACUUUACCAGCGAGACCUACCAUCACGCAAAAACCUAUAUCACCUAUUCCCACUGGUGGAAGUGCACCUUCAACAUCUCAGUCUACUGAAGAGUCACCUGCUGCUGCUAUCAGUGUUGCUCAACGAUUACACAAGUUCGAGAGCCAAUCGACACCCAAAUUAUCAUACAAAGCAACGCCACCACCUAAACCACCAUUAUCAACAAAACCCACCAUUCCUGCCAACAAGCCAACUAUUCAACCUACUCAGACUACAUCCACCAAUACAACUACUACUAUUACACCAACAACAACAACUACUACACCAUCACCAUCACCACCUGUUGCUCCACCACGACCCAAAUUAAAACAACAACUUACAGGACCAGAGACCACGCAUCAUCGAUCUUCUGAUGUUUACAUAUCUCCUGUUGCUGCACCACUCGAUCCAGCAAUGGAUGUUCCUCCUCCAGAACCACGGAUACGAAGACGUGAAACGAAGAAGCCAAACAAGGAUGCCGAGAUAUUAUCCGAGCUACGUACAAUUUGCACCGAUGCCGAUCCGACCAAGCUAUAUAGGAAUAUGAUCAAAGUUGGUCAAGGUGCCUCUGGUGGUGUAUAUACCGCUCAAUCUGUUGAUACCAAUAUCUCAGUCGCCAUCAAGCAAAUGAACCUUGCCCAACAGCCAAAGAAAGAAUUGAUUAUCAAUGAGAUCCUGGUCAUGCGUGAGGCUCGCAAUGAGAACAUUGUCAACUUUAUCGAUUCUUUUUUGGUCACUGGCGAGCUUUGGGUAGUGAUGGAAUAUAUGGAAGGUGGCUCUUUGACGGACGUGGUGACGACCAACAUGAUGACAGAAUCACAAAUCGCUACUGUAUGUCGCGAGGCACUACAAGGAAUACAUCACUUGCAUCAUUUGGGCAUCAUUCAUCGGGAUAUCAAAUCUGACAAUGUGCUUUUGGGAUUGAGUGGACAAGUCAAGCUUACCGACUUUGGUUUUUGUGCAAGGUUGAAUGAUCAAGAGAUGAGAACGACAAUGGUUGGAACACCCUACUGGAUGGCUCCCGAAGUGGUGACGCGGAAGGAAUAUGGACCAAAGAUUGAUGUAUGGUCACUUGGUAUCAUGGCAAUUGAAAUGAUCGAGGGUGAACCACCGUAUCUUCACGAGAACCCACUACGAGCGCUUUAUCUUAUUGCAACAAAUGGCACUCCUACUCUUCAACACCCAGAUGCUCUUUCUGAAACCUUGUUGGACUUUCUCAAGCAAUCAUUACAAGUGGACAGUAAUCAGCGUCCUGACGCCGAUGUCAUGUUGCAGCAUCCCUUCUUACAAAAAGCGGAGCACGUGCGAUCACUGAUCCCUCUUAUAAAAGCUAGCCUCGAUAUCCGUAAGGCUCAUGAAUCGUAA